Spodoptera litura is the source of this 1326-nucleotide messenger RNA. RefSeq names its product SUN domain-containing protein 2. Gene Ontology annotation, molecular function: protein-membrane adaptor activity. Gene Ontology annotation, cellular component: meiotic nuclear membrane microtubule tethering complex; nuclear envelope. The record is from RefSeq and is a predicted model, not a curated record. NCBI's taxonomy places the organism in Eukaryota, Metazoa, Arthropoda, Insecta, Lepidoptera, Noctuidae.
UGUUCACACCAAUUUUUUCAUAAAGAGAGUAAACCACAUCAUAAAGGAGUUUACAAAACAUCAAAAAGUAUAAUAACUAUAGCAAAACAUUCUAUAGUCAAGAAAGCACUGCUAUCAACUACACUUCACUAUGAUAUUGUCAGUGUCAAAUAAUUCAACAUUACAAGCCAGUCUUAUUAUUUUGUGAUUGAAUAUAAUAAUUAAUUUUUAAAAAGAAACGAUUUAGACAAGCCUCUGGAAUCAUAAAAUAUCUGUUUCACCAGAAGAUUAAUCAAGUCUUGAAUUAAAAUUAUUACUUGAAUAGCAAAAUAAUUUAUGGAUCAUGGAUGCAGACAAGACGGGUGCUUCCGAAACGUGUUCCGAUCUUUCGUGUGUGUUGCACUGUCAUUGUUGCUGGGCCUACAUGUCUACGCAUAUUUCUGGGGUCCCACACAAGAAACUCUGGACGGGGACUUCACUGACAUCAAAUAUGUUGUCAUGCAGCUCACCAGAGGACUAUCUGAGGUAAAUCGCAAGCAUGAGAGGCUGCAGGGUGAGAUGGACCGCAUCUCUUCGGUGCUACCCGCUGUAGCUGCGGCGGCUGGCCGGGCCAAGGACGCACUGGUCGAUCCUGUGUUGCGACUACGAAAUAGGCAGAUAGGAGACGCACCAGAUUUUGAUAGACAGUUAGCGGAUUACGCGCUGGAGUCAGCAGGGGCACGAGUGUUGGACACGGGAGACACUGUGGAACACGUGAUUUAUGAGUCUCCAGUCGGCUGGGCACUGCACGUACUGACUUCUUGGAUGUGCCGUGAAUGUCUAGGCGCCAGGGCUAUAAUCAGGCCAGGUGUACUGCCAGGAGAAUGCUGGGCGUUUAAGGGCUCCAGAGGAGAGGCCACGAUACGUCUGCUUGGCACCGUACGGAUAACCGGCAUCAGCAUCGAACAUAUACCACCACAUAUUGCACCGACGAGAGAAAUAUCAUCAGCUCCACGUCUCUUUCAAGUCGAAGGUCUGGAGAAGCGUUAUGACCCGUACCCUCACGACUACGGCAGUUUUGAGUAUGACAAGGAUGGAAAGCCAGUCCAGUACUUUGAGGUGAUGUUCCCGUCCCCUAAGGGUCACAAUCUCGUGAAGAUAAGGAUCCUGACAAACUGGGGCAACACUGUGUACACCUGCGUGUAUCGUGUCAGGGUUCAUGGAGAACUUGUAAAUGGUCCACGGAACACCGUCGGUGAUGAUGGGGACAUGCGGAUAGAAAAUGAGUAGUGAAUGAGACUGAUAGUAUGUACCUACAGAAUAUAUGACCUUAUAGUGUUUAGUAGGUAGUUUAAUGUAGAGAUUUUA